This is a messenger RNA of Nelumbo nucifera (sacred lotus), 937 nucleotides long. Its product is annotated as mediator of RNA polymerase II transcription subunit 30. NCBI's taxonomy places the organism in Eukaryota, Viridiplantae, Streptophyta, Magnoliopsida, Proteales, Nelumbonaceae. The record is from RefSeq and is a predicted model, not a curated record. Gene Ontology annotation, cellular component: mediator complex.
CCACGCGCCUAUGCCAUCACGCGCUCAUUGUGAGUGUGAAACUGGUUCUUUUACUAAGUAUACUGCAAAUUGGUUUCAGAAUCGGAGUCGGAGAGGGAGGGAUUUUUUCGUCGAUUUGAAAUUAUGAGGCUUUGUAACGAAGUCACGGUCUGCGGAUGAUGGGCGGAAGAGAAAGUUGUGAUGUCGAACGUUAAAAGCACGCAGGAACUGGCGGCGGGGGGAUUGAAGCACCUGGAGGACACGAUCGAAGCAGCAUUUCAGAUUCUCUCCUCCAUGAACGACGAACUCUGCAACCCAGCCCUGUGGUCCACAACUGUGUCAGCUCACUCUUCUAACGGCAUCGUCAGUGGCGAUACUGCGGAUUCGUCUCAUCAUUUAGAAAUGGGCGGUGGUGCUCUUGAAGACGCUCGUCUUCGUUAUAAAUCUUCUGUCGCUUCGCUUCGUGCUGUCCUUUCUGCAAUUCCAAACUCCCAGAAGGCUAAAGCAUAUGAAACUGGUUCCAUUGUUGCCAGUUCUGAAUCCCAAGCAAAUCAAGCGGAAACCGAGAAUCUUGAAGAGCGAGCCACCAAUUUAAGAAAGGAGCUUGCAAAUAAGCAUAAGCAUCUCAAGCUUCUCAUAGAUCAGCUUCGAGUGGUUAUUACUGACAUAUCCACAUGGCAGAGUCCUUGUUCCGUUUAGAACAGAGAACACAAGUCUAACUCAAAGAACAGUCUGAGCAUUAGGGUUUGAAGGUUGAAGGUUGAAGGUUGAGAUGAUAUAAUUUUGCUUAUCAAACUAAUCAAGUCAAAAGAUUUGUAUGAGGAUAAUUUUCAUUAGUCAUGUCAAUCUCAUUUUAUUUGGCAUGUUAAAUUGGUGUAAUUUUUGUAGGACUACAAUUUUAUAUUAUGACCGAAAUUGCAAACAUCUUGAAGGUUAUCCACUUGCUGAAUUAAUUUUG